UACGCAAAACAGGGAAAGCCUAUAAAACUGCACAGAUAAAAUCAUUCAGAAAGUGCGUAAACCCGCAGAAAAGAAAAUCAUCACUGAGACCAUGGCAACGGCUCUUAACGUCACAAGGACACAAAUUGUACGCAAUGAAGGCGGGGACUCUAGAAAAUUGGAUACAGGUCAGGAUGGAAAACAAGGAAUGAGAAUACCAAGCGAGAAUUGCAAUCUGGGGCGCUUUUCUAUCGAUAUCCUAUUUGUAAGGGAAAUUGAUCCCAGUUCGAAUACGCUAUUAUAAUGAAGAAUAUAUUAAGGAGCCUAUAGUGCUGUUGCAGAGGGGAUUUAAAUGUAAUUUAUGUGCCAUCUCUAAGUCGCUGCGUCUAAACUAUUAGAGGGAUGAAUCUCCUUCCAGUCUGUGGAGGCCCCCCAUUCAUGACCGAUGGAUUACCCCGUGAACACUGCAUUACUCGGAACCAGCAACUCCACCGCUCCGGACAACACUACUGGCACGGGUUUAACGCUGCAAAUAGUUACCAUAGCACCGGCGUUACAAGGUAUUUUUACGCAGGCCAGUCUUGGAAACAUUACGGCCAGAGGCGAGGAGAACCAAGAACACAAACUUGUGCAGAACACUGAUGGGAAUUCGGUCCUCCGGGACAUAACGGUGGCAGCUCAAGCUUUGGUGCUUCUGGCCAUCUUCCUCCUUUCUAGUUUAGGAAAUUCUGCAGUAGUUAUCGUCAUUAUUAAACAUAGACAGCUGAGAACGGUUACAAAUGCUUUCAUCAUGUCCCUUUCAUUGUCAGAUUUUUUGACCGCAGUUCUUUGUUUACCGUUCUCGUUCAUGAUGCUUUUCAGCAAAGAUGGUGUGUGGAUGUUUGGAGACCGCUUCUGCGUAGCCAACGGGUUCUUCAACACAUGCUUUGGUAUUAUUUCCACACUGACAAUGACUCUAAUUUCAUUUGACCGGUAUUAUGCCAUCGUGAGGCAACCUCAGGAGAAGAUAGGCCGGAAAAAGGCUGUUCAGCUUCUGUUGGCUGUGUGGUUAACAGCGUUGUUUUUCUCCAUACCAUGGUACCUGGUGAUGCGAACAUCCAAGGAUCUAGUCGUCCAUAAAAGGGGCUUCUACCACUGUAUGUACGUAUUUCACUCUGGUACCUCUAGGAUGGGCACUUCAUACAGUAUAACUUUAAUAGCGGUCUGUUAUCUACUCCCCUUUGCGCUCAUGUGUUUCUGUCAUUACAACAUCUGUAAGACCGUUAGGUUGUCAGAAAUAAGGGUGCGGCCGGUGACUACAUACGCAUAUUUACUCCGGUUUUAUAGUGAGAUGAGGACUGCCACGACAGUGCUGAUUAUGAUCGUUUUUAUUAUAUUCUGCUGGGGCCCCUACUGUCUGAUGGGUAUUAUCACCGCAGUCGGGGAUUACUCCUUCAACCCCAUCAUGGACACAGUGGCCAUAUGGAUGGCGUGGGCAAACGGUGCCAUAAACCCACUGAUAUACGCAAUUAGAAACCCAAACAUUUCGAUGCUUUUAGGAAGAAGCCGAGAGGAGGGAUAUAGGACUAGAAACAUUGCUGCUUACCUAUCGACACAAACCCAAAGCAGGGAUGUCAGAACGAGGACCGACCGAAUUAGAGACCGGUAUGUUAGCAGGCAGGGUACAAACAGUUGGUUGUCUUCCUCCAGCCCCGCAAACGGAGGAGAGGUUGCGAUGUGGGCUUGCAAAAACCCCGCGGUGUUCUUCUGUAGGGAUGCUCAACCUGAUACGGUGUCCGAGCCCGCUGUACCAAAAGUUGAAUCUGCAGAUACCAGUCUGUGAUAACUCUUUUUCGUCAACAAAAAUGAUGGUGAAUGUCAAAAGAUUAAAGCCAUUUAAUACUUUGGCGGGGUGGUCUUUUGAUUAGUUAUAAGGGAUGAAGUGCCAACGCGCAAUUUGGCACUGUUACGCAGUGCCAAGCGCUCUACACACUGUGAUUGAAUAGUGCACUUUGGAAGCACAUCUACUGUGUAUAUAAAGGGAACAUUUGCCAGGUUAUUUUUUAACAAUUUAAGAAGAUUCUGAAAUAGUAAGAUACAAUCAUAAUGUCAUUUAAAUAUACUGUGGAUUAAAUGUAUUAUUUUAUGCCUUACUAGAUAGCCUACGUGUUUAUUCCGCAAACUUUGCUUGAUGAGGUUUGUGCUUUCUGACAAAAGGAAUCGAAAAAAGUUUAUAUAACUUUAUUUAGAAUAUUGUAUUUGUUUUUUAAAUCGAAUUUCCACCAAAUAAAUCCUAUGCUACAUCAUAAAUAAAAUGAAAUUAUAGGUUUCGAUUCCAGGUGAUCUUUGGUUCUGCCUUGGGCCUAAGAACAACCCUAUUUGGGUGUUUUUACCAACCAUUCAUGGGUUCUUAUGCCUUAUUGCUUAAAUAUUAGUAUUGACCAUACUUUGUGUCACAUGUUGCACCAGAAACAACUAAACCUAUUGGACAAUACUGAAGUAAAAAACUGGAUAAUUGCCAGUUGAGGCAAUUUCUUUUUGGGUUGAUGAUACAGAUCAUUUAUAAUUUUUAUGAAACCUUUACAAACAGUGAAUGUUUUAGUUAUUUAUAUGUUCAAAAUGUCAUAUAGGGCUUUGCUUGAACAUGAAUUGAAACAUAAAUUAUCCAUAAGUAGAACAAUGACAUGCAAGCACAAUAUUUUGUAUUUACCUGUAUUAAAAAAUGUAGCCUGUGUUUUGAAUACCAUAUUCAUUAAAUUAUCCAUUUUCGUUUUAGUAAUUUAACUGAAACUAACUUAUCCAGACUGACUUACAUUAAUGCAUUUAGUAAAUGUAAUAAUGAUAUUGCUUGCCAUACAAAUAAAAGUUUUGA
Messenger RNA from Esox lucius (northern pike), 2830 nucleotides. Its product is annotated as G-protein coupled receptor 135. Gene Ontology annotation, molecular function: G protein-coupled receptor activity. Gene Ontology annotation, biological process: G protein-coupled receptor signaling pathway. The record is from RefSeq and is a predicted model, not a curated record. Gene Ontology annotation, cellular component: membrane. Lineage: Eukaryota; Metazoa; Chordata; Actinopteri; Esociformes; Esocidae. The coding region runs from base 425 to 1801 and encodes 458 amino acids. The transcript has a single exon.